This is a messenger RNA of Paramisgurnus dabryanus, 668 nucleotides long. RefSeq names its product THAP domain-containing protein 2. NCBI's taxonomy places the organism in Eukaryota, Metazoa, Chordata, Actinopteri, Cypriniformes, Cobitidae. The record is from RefSeq and is a predicted model, not a curated record.
GAAGCUAUGGAAGUGUGCGACUUCUGCAAAUACAACCGUGACGGGAAAGGCGAUGCUGCUGUCUCAUUCUACAGAUUUCCACUAGAUGAGGAGAAUCGUCGCCGUUGGAUAACAAAUAUGGGGAGAGACGCUGAGUGGACUCCAUCCGCAUCCUCAUCUCUGUGCUCCGCUCACUUCACUUCGGAUUGUUUUGAAUCCGGAUCAGCGCAUUUACACCCGAACGCGAUUCCGACUUUGUUUAAUUUUACACAGCCCAUGAAUCUGAAUACUGAAAACUUUUCUCAAGACCAAGGAGCACCUAGUAAGUCCACAGACUCAUCCUUAUCACCAUGUUGUGACUGUAAUGAACGUCUACGCAAUAUAGAAAAAGCUUACCAGUUGAAAAUAGCUGCUGCCCAGCUACAAAUAAAGGAACAUAAAAAGAGUCUGGAAGAAGAGUCACGUAAAGCAACACAAUGGCAAAAGAAAGCAAUAGUCCUGCAGAGUGCCAUGAGAGCAAUGAGACUUAGAGGAUCAAUACCUACAAGAAGGAAAAGUUCAACACCUAAAGCGAAUCAUUUGGACUAAAACAUCUUGCAGUUACGUUAAAAAUGACAUUUUUACAGGAAACUAUGUAGCCACUGUUUAUUGAAAACAUGUGACAUGCUGUUUAUUUCAUAAAUCAUACU